Messenger RNA from Lates calcarifer (barramundi perch), 1113 nucleotides. It is a transcript of the gene ciao2b, whose product is annotated as cytosolic iron-sulfur assembly component 2B. The transcript has 5 exons. Gene Ontology annotation, cellular component: cytosolic [4Fe-4S] assembly targeting complex. Gene Ontology annotation, biological process: iron-sulfur cluster assembly. The record is from RefSeq and is a predicted model, not a curated record. NCBI's taxonomy places the organism in Eukaryota, Metazoa, Chordata, Actinopteri, Centropomidae. Bases 122 to 601 code for a protein of 159 amino acids.
UCUUUUCUGGACCCUGUCGCUUUCCGUUAUUCUAGGAAGUGCUGGUACAGUGUUUAGCAUAGCACUACUGGUUCAAAUUAAGAUAUUUACUGUUUAACGUGGACUAAAAUAAGGUCUAAAAAUGUCUGGGGGAACCCGUUUGGAGAACGCAAACCCUGUGAUUUUCCAGCGGUCGGGGGAGAGGCUGUUGACAGCGUCAGAGGAGGAUGAAGACGUUCAUGACCCCAUCGACGACAGAGAAAUAUUCGAUCUGAUCAGAUCCAUUAACGACCCAGAGCAUCCUCUGUCUCUGGAGGAACUCAAUGUGGUGGAGCAAGUCAGAGUCAAGGUUAAUGAUGCAGAGAGCACUGUGGGCGUUGAGUUCACACCCACCAUCCCCCACUGCAGCAUGGCAACACUCAUCGGUCUGUCAAUCAAAGUCAAGCUGCUUCGCUCCCUGCCAGACAGGUUCAAAAUUGAUGUCCACAUCACUCCUGGCACUCAUGCCUCAGAGGAAGCAGUGAACAAACAGCUGGCAGACAAAGAGAGAGUGGCUGCAGCUCUGGAGAACUCCUCGCUGCUAGAGGUGGUCAACCAGUGUCUGUCCACCAGGAACAUCUGAGAAGCCAGUCAGCUUUGUUUUUCUGUAUUUUUCUCUCAGCCUCUGAUUUUUGCAGCAGAACUCCCUGAACUCUCUGCCCUCUGAACAGUCAGGCAUGCUUGGCUCUUUCUUUGACAACUGAGAUGCAUCUGCCGAGCUGUCUUGUCUGUCCACCUGUCACCAAUCUUGGCAUAAAUAGCUGCAACUAGUGCACACUGAUGCAGCAAAACAAAGUUAGGAUCGUACAGAUCCAGUGUUUCCUGGAUACAAGCGCAGGGAAACCCUUUCUCGGCUGUGUCUACCGAAAGAGAAUAAUAUAUAAUGGUCUGAACAAAGCAGAGAAGCUAUUCCAUUUGUGAUUUUACGGGUUCCAAUGUGGAAAAGUCGGAGAAAUUCAAAUUCUUCAUACAGGUUAAUGCCUGUGUUGUAUUAUGCCAUCUGCUCAGAGUCUGCAGAAACAAUUGUUAUUUGUACAUAAUAUUAUUUCUUUUGAAAUUUUAUUAAAAGUUUACACAGUAGUAAUGAAAAAAUCA